AUGCGAGGUCGAGAUGAGUCGCCCCGCGCGAGCACGUCAACACCAGAUGGCUCGAUAUUCGUCCGCGUUCCGGCGGCGCAUGCGCGCACUGGGAGCGAUAGAGACGAUCGAGGGUCAGUCUCAAGUCCCGCGGCUCAGACGGCCAAACUACUCGUCGCUGUGCGAACCAGACCGGUGGAGACGGAGGCUGAUAGGUUCGCGAGACGAGAGCACGCCGAGAGAGGCGUAUCAACGCCGAAUGUGCGCGCGCAGAGCUCAUCGAGCGCGCUCGUGGCAUCGAUGCAGGUACUCACGCGAUGCAGUCGGAAAAAGAGUAUUCUACGCGUAAUCAAUCGUGAUACGGUCGUGGUGAUGGAUCCCGAUGAGGAAAAGGCGUACUUGGACCAAGUUCAACGAAGGAGCAAGGCGCGGCGGUACACGUUUGACGUCGCGUUCAACGAGUCGGCGACGAACGCUGAGGUGUACGAGGCCACCGCUCGUAGCUUUAUAUCCAGCGUCGUGAACGGUAUGAACAGCACAGUGUUCGCGUACGGUUCCACUGGCUCGGGAAAGACGCACACGAUGAUUGGAAACUAUGACGAACCGGGCAUGAUGUUUCUCUCACUGGUGGACAUUUUCGACCAAAUCAAGUCAAUGCGAGACAAGUACGAGUUCGAGGUGACGUGCUCAUAUUUGGAGGUUUACAAUGAGCUCAUUUACGACUUAUUGAUCGUCGACAGUCCGCCUCUGGAGUUACGCGAGGAUCCCGAGCGCGGGCCGGUGCCAAUGGGUCUGACGCGUAUUGCCGUCAAAGGUCCAGAUGAUAUCACCAAGCUUUUGCACGAGGGAAACGAGCGCCGCAGCAUCGAUCAUACUGAAGCGAACGCAACGUCGAGUCGCUCACAUGCAGUCUUAGAGAUAACCGUGCGGCGUUGGGCAAAGGUGACCAAGGGAAAAGAGAAGCAUGUUUUAUGCGGCAAGUUGUCGCUGGUAGAUUUGGCUGGGAGUGAACGCGCGUCGGACACGCAGAACUGCGGACAGAAGUUACGAGACGGAGCAAACAUCAAUAAGAGCCUGCUCGCCCUUGCGAACUGCAUCAACGCGUUAGGUCGACACAGCAACUCCAAGGCGAAGGGACGGAUGUACAUUCCAUAUCGCAAUUCCAAGUUGACGAGACUAUUAAAGGAUGGACUCUCGGGAAACUCAAGAACAGCCAUGAUCGCGACAGUGAGCGCGUCGAGUGAGCAGUACAACCACACGAUAAACACUCUGAAGUAUGCGAAUCGAGCGAAGGAGAUUAAGACCAACGUUGCGCAAAAUGUAGUUAUCGCUCGCGAGCGCCACCACAUUGGCAACUAUCAGCACGUGAUCGACGACUUACAAUCAAAAGUGGCGCGGUUGAAGACGCAGCUGGCGAACAAGGAAGCGGUAGCGCGGACGAGUCAAUCGACCAUGGGCGGGGUCGGAUCGUUCUCCGAAACCUGGUUAGAUGCGUUGAGUGAUGACAUCAACGAAAACGUCGACGAGCGAAUCAACAUACAGAAGGCCCUGUUUGAGCUCGAGGAUAUAAACGCGCAGAACGUGUACGAGCGCUCGGCAUUGAGGCGGCGCUUGGCGGAGGUAACGGAAAAGAAUCCGAACGAUCCGGCACGACGCAAAUUACGAGGACGAAUAGACGAUAUCGACGAGACGAUUCGCGCAAACGAAUCACUCGGCGCAAAGUAUCGAAAGGAUAUCGAUGCUAACGAACUUAUUCGAGAAGCUAUUCAAUCCCGCAUCGAUUGUGCGAUAUCGGAGGGGAAGUCUCCUAGUUUUCUACGAAUUCUUUCCCAAUACAGACUUGUCGGGGUUAAGAACAUGGAGUUGCACUUCCAGCUCGCGAUUCGGGAUCAGAUUAUCAGCGAGCAGCGAGAGAUGAUUCGAGGGUUCUGGGAGGUCAUGGCGCACGCCGGGCUCAGUAAAACUCUCGUCCAAGACAUUGCAAAUCGCGAGGGAAUACGCAUAGACGGCGCGCGCGUGCGAGAAGAGCUACCCGGAUCGAACGUUUCAGCGCAAAGCGGUAGCUUGUGGAAUCCUUCGAGACCAUCGGAGGUGUCGCCACGUCCUUCUCGACCGAAAUCUGACGACCGUCCGUUGAGUGUAUCUUCGCCCGCGAGUCCACUGGCGAUGCGACGACGACCGGUCGGCCUCGAACGCAUCACAACGCUCGCCAUGCCACCGCAAACGCCUACAGCGAAGAUGGGGCGAGCUGAGCGCUCGAGACCGCUGAGCGCUCGACCUGUUUCGAGCGGUUCGCUGAGCGCCCGCGAUUAUACACGCACGAGUGCGAGCAAUGGCGAUUUAUACAGUCACAUCAAGCGUCAAACGACAAGUGAAAGUCCUCGACGCACGCCGACCGCCGAGGCGCGCGGCAGCGCCAGGCUCAUUGAAGCCCGCGCAACUAGACAGCGGACUUCGAGCAGGAGUAUUCAUAGUGGCAAGGAUAAAUAA
Messenger RNA from Ostreococcus tauri, 2469 nucleotides. Its product is annotated as P-loop containing nucleoside triphosphate hydrolase. Gene Ontology annotation, biological process: microtubule-based movement. Lineage: Eukaryota; Viridiplantae; Chlorophyta; Mamiellophyceae; Mamiellales; Bathycoccaceae. The record is from RefSeq and is a predicted model, not a curated record. The transcript has a single exon. Bases 1 to 2469 code for a protein of 822 amino acids. Gene Ontology annotation, molecular function: microtubule binding; microtubule motor activity; ATP binding.